Messenger RNA from Aspergillus alliaceus, 621 nucleotides. RefSeq names its product DUF3176 domain-containing protein. Lineage: Eukaryota; Fungi; Ascomycota; Eurotiomycetes; Eurotiales; Aspergillaceae. The coding region runs from base 1 to 621 and encodes 206 amino acids. The record is from RefSeq and is a predicted model, not a curated record. The transcript has a single exon.
AUGGCUAUCCAAAACCAGUCGCUUCUGCCAAAUGAGGAGCGAAUGGAGAAAUCUAGUCAAAUCUCGCACAUUGCACUCAAAUUCCCUUCAUCACCCUCGUUAGGGAGGACGCCGAUAUCCGGAGAUUCCUUGGCAGCGGGCACGCAGAAUCCCGGAUAUUCCAAAGUCACACCCUCACUUCACGAGACGUCCAAAGUACCACGAAAAUCAAUUCCGAGCAAGCUACAUGACUAUUGGGUGUUAGAGAUAGCCCCAUGCUGUGGUAGCCUAUGUGCCCUAAUAGGAAUUGUGGUCUUGCUUUGGAUGUACAAUGGCAAGAAGCUUCCAGAUUGGAAAUGGGGAAUCGCAAUCAGUUCGGCGUUAUCGUGGCUAGUGCAAGUCAUCACGGCCCUUCUGCUGCAACCUAUUGCUGCUUGUCUCAACCAGGCGAGAUGUAUCUAUCUCAACAAGUGCAAACACCUACUUUUAGUGAUCAGUUUGUAUGACCUUGCCAGCAGAGGCCCAUUAGCCAGCCUUCUGCUACUCUGGCAAACAGAUAUAGGGACAGGUCCCUUAGUGCAGCAGAUGGCGAAGGUUGAGUGCAAGCUUGUUCCGAGUGCUGAACCUGCGUCUAUCGCUUGA